AUGGUGGUUACCAGGCGACUAAUCGCCUUUCUGGCGUUCAUUGUGAUAUGUGUGGCAGAUACUAACUUUGUUAACGAACCCAUUGAUGGAGUAGAUUCACUGCAACCUGAAUUACAACUGGACGCGGAAGAAAGUGGACUAAUUCGGGUUAUUAGGGGUACUUGCUGUGGUGGUGGCUAUGGAGGUCGAGGUGGCGGACGGGGUGGCGGAUUUGGUGGCGGACGGGGUGGCGGAUUUGGUGGUGGCGGUGGAUUUGGUGGUGGCGGCGGAUUCGGAGGUGGUGGUGGAUUUGGAGGCGGUUUCGGAGGUGGAUUCGGUGGAGGAAAAGGAGGCGGAUACGGAAGUAAGGGAGGAUGCUGCGGAUAA
Messenger RNA from Hermetia illucens (black soldier fly), 366 nucleotides. Its product is annotated as glycine-rich protein 23-like. The transcript has a single exon. Lineage: Eukaryota; Metazoa; Arthropoda; Insecta; Diptera; Stratiomyidae. The coding region runs from base 1 to 366 and encodes 121 amino acids. The record is from RefSeq and is a predicted model, not a curated record.